AUGAUCCCGUUCUGGAAGCCUGCACCAGCUCCUGCUGCGGCUUUCAAGGGACAGAGUUUACCAUACAGAGAUGCAAGCUUUUUCUCUAGGUUCUUCUUGAAUUGGGCGGGGCCGUCUAUCAGGGUGGCAUGGUCGAGAGGACUCGAGGCGGACGAUCUAUAUGAUUUAACUCCUGAGCUUCACACGAGACUGUCAGGGGAUACGCUUGAAAGCCAUUACAUGCGCAGAGUACCUCCCGCCUUCCGACCUGAGAAGUACAAAGCCACUGGUUCCGCCGAGUCUCGAUCAUGCGAUCGAAGCCUUUUCAAGGCUAUCUGCCACACGGUAUGGAAAUCGUGGUGGUUUAUGGUCAUGGUCAAGCUCGUUGCCCUUGCUCUCAGAGCUUAUGUACCCCUUGUGAUGAAAGAUCUACUAACCCAGAUCUCUCGAGCUCAAGACUGGUACCAUGGUAUCGCUGCGCCAGCUGGGACCGAUGGUUUAAUGCCCCCUGCCUCGGUCGGCUACAUGCUAGCUAUAGGCUUAGGGAUCUGGGCAAUGAUCUUCGGGUCAUCCUCGCUAUUGUACAUCGCCAAUUGGAGAAUCAAAUUAACAGGAAAAUUGCUGAACUCUGCACUCACUUGUAUAAUCUCACGGAAAGCUAUGCGAUUGUCAGGUAGAUCAAAACUGCGAAUGACCGAUGGCAGAAUCACGACGAUGGUCUCGGUCGAUACUGCUUUUAUUGAGGCUGCUGUCGACCAAUCGACCGAGAUUAUCUGUACCCCUGCCCAAAUCAUCGCAUCUUUGUCGUUUCUACUUUGGGAGCUGGGCUGGUCGGGUCUAGUCGGCUUAGGGGUUAUUCUGUUGGUUAUCCCAUUGAAAGCCAUUAUUUUCAAGCGUAUCUCGAAGAUCCGGCGUAUGCAGAACGAAGUAGUGGACGAACGUGUACGACUGUUGUCAGAGGUAUUACACAACAUACGCGCUGUCAAGCUAUACGCCUAUGAGUCAUGUUUCGGCCAGCGAAUCAGUGAUAUGAGGGCGAAUGAGCUGAAGAGAUUCAGAUCGAAUAACAUAAUCGCUUCUGGAUUGUCAGCUCUGAUGUCUUUCAUACCCACUUUAGCGGCCAUAUCAACGUUUAUAGUCUACGCUCUGAUGGGUCAUAAGCUCGAUGCGGCGAUUAUCUUUUCAAGUUUACAAUAUUUCAAUAAUCUCAAGAAUCCCAUCUCUUAUAUACCCCAGGUUUUGACCACCCUUAGUCAAGCUACAACUGGUAUUGCUCGUAUCAACGAGUUAUUGCUAUCAGAAGAGCUCGACCGGGUACUCAAAGCUGAGCCAUCAUGUCCAUUUGCCAUCGACGCCCAAGGAGAUUUCCAGUUCGAAGACUUGUUUACCAAAUCUGACGAGCUGCCCAAAAUCCAACAGAAAGCCGCAUUUAUCCAGGCUUUCCACGUCUUCAGGAAGCUUUUCGAGAGAAACACAGCUAGGACGGGAUACAUCAGGAUCGAUGGCCAACCUUCGGAACCUUUUCAUGAAGCAUCUGUGCCAUUCUCCAUUCUUGACAUCGAUUUGAAGAUUCCAAGGGGUGCUUUGACGUGUAUCGUGGGAAGAGUAGGAACCGGAAAGACAUCAUUAUUAUCAGCACUCGUCAAUGAGAUGAAGCAGGUGAAAGGGCAUACUCGUCUUGGUGGCUCAAUCAGCUAUGUACCUCAACAAGCCUGGGUUCAAUCGGGAUCUAUCCGCGAUAACAUCACUUUCUUCGCUGAUUCUCAAGACGUGGAUCUAAGAAGAGUCGCUGAGGUCAUUGAUGCCUGUGGGCUCAGAUCAGAUGUCGAGGCUUGGCCUGAUAAAGAGCUCACCAUCAUCGGAGAGAGAGGCGUCACCCUCUCCGGCGGUCAAAGACAACGUCUUUCCAUUGCCCGAGCAGCAUACGAGCAGAGCGAUAUUGUGCUUCUUGAUGAUCCCCUAUCGGCUGUGGAUGCUCAUGUGGCGCAUCAUCUACUUGAUCAAUGUGUCUUGGAGGGACCCAUGGCUGGUCGUACAAGGGUAUUGGUGACCCAUCAUUUGGACGUGCUGCCACAUGCAGAUCUUGUAUUGGUCAUGGAUAGAGAUCAAAGUGGCAAUGGUCGGAUCAUCCAGAAGGGAAGAUACGAGGAUCUGGUGAAGACUGAAGGUGUGUUCAAGACCUUGAUUCAGCAAUAUGGCACUCCGAUAGGAAGAACACAGCCUACGGCAAGCAUUCCGUCCUCGGCCUCGUCUUCCACAAUUGCUGAGGCAGAAGAAGAGAGCACAAAGCCAGAAUCGUCCGGAAAAGUAGCGCAAAGCUUGAUCAUGGAAGAAGAAAAGUCUCAAGGUAAUGUGCCUUCAAGGGUAUAUCGCAAUUAUAUUGCAUCGAUUAGGUCAUACUCUUUGAUCACCCUAUCUGUCUGCUUCCUUCUAAUUGCUCAAGCUGCCAGUGCUCUGAAUACUCUUUUUCUCGGUUACUGGUCGGAGAAUAGGUUUGCAAAUCUUUCUAAGAAGCAAUACAUGGGAAUCUACGCUGGUCUAGGUAUAGCUAUGGCUAUCUUCACAUGGGCAUCAAUAUUCAUCAUAUUCGUUGCUGGAAUUAGAGCUUCAUUUUACAUGUUUGAUAAAGCCUGGAACGGUGUUAUGAGAAGUCCUACUUCAUGGCAUGAUCGUACUCCGACUGGUAGGAUAAUCAACCGACUGUCCAAGGAUAUCGAAAUUCUGGAUGACCGAAUCGCUUCGACAUGGUACAACGUAUUCAGCGCGACGUUAACGAUCAUCGGAGCGAUCGCUUUGGUUUUAUAUACAUACCCUGUAUCUGCCUUGGUGUUCAUCCCAAUACUUUAUUUCGACUAUAUGGCUGUAAUGUUCUUCCUCGAAAUUUCAAGAGAUAUCAAUAGGUUGGUAUCGAAUUUGAGGAGCCAAAUCUACACCAAUCUAGGCGAACAACUUGCGGGAAUGUCUGUCAUACGAGCUUUCAAGCGGCAAGAUCGAUUUCAACAGAUAUUAGAAGGUUCCAUCGACGUCCAUCUGGUAAGUCCUCUUGGCUUGAAACAAAUACUCACGGGGUUAACACUUUUCAAUGCAAUAGUCAGCAGUCUUAAUAAGCGGGUUCACUCAAGCUGGCUACAUAAUCGUGUCAGAUUUGUCAGUGAACUAUCGGUAUUAGCGGUGAUCAUCUCGGGAAUAACGUUCAGGGAGUCCGUCUCCUCUGCCAAAUUUGGUGUUGUUCUGAGCUACGUUAUGCUCUCCACUUCGACCCUGGGGCGAUUGGUUGGAUCUCUGACCGAAGCAAUCAUCUCUAUGAAUACAGUUGAGCGAGUACAGUAUUACACUGAACUACCUUCCGAAGCCCCCCGUCAGUUACCUUCCGAUCCCAACGCAGACUCAUGGCCAAGCAGAGGCAAAAUCACUUUCAGAGAUGUAUCAAUGAAAUAUCGACCUGAACUACCCCUCGUGCUGAAAGAUGUAAACUUUACGGUUCAGCCUGGUGAACGAGUUGGAAUAAUCGGUAGAACUGGGUCUGGCAAAAGUACCUUGGUCCAAGUCUUAUUCAGAUUGGUCGAAAUCGACAAGUACAAUGAUGAAGUUUCGGUAGAUGGGAAUAGAGGGAGAGUUGAGAUUGAUGGUGUGGAUAUACGAUCUUUGGGACUUGAUACUUUGAGAAGGGGACUAUCGAUCAUACCACAAGACCCUUUCCUAUUCAGUGGAACGAUCCGAGAAAACAUCGAUCCUCAGGGUGUAUAUACCGAUGCGGAAUUGAACGAUUCACUUAACCUCAUCGAAAGGGAUUCAAGAGUUUCUACAUCUUUGAAAGAAAAGAUGAGAUUGGAUUAUAUGGUUGUGAAUCAGGGUACCAAUUUCAGUGCUGGAGAAAGACAACUGAUCGCCUUAAUCCGAGCAAUAGUCGAGAAGUCAAAGAUAUUGAUAUUGGAUGAAGCUACCUCUUCGGUCGAUUUGGAGACUGACUCGUUGAUUCAGAAGAUUGUCCAAAAUGAAUUCUCAGGUGUGACACUGUUAUCGAUAGCUCAUCGUAUUCAGACAGUCAUUAAUUACGAUAAGAUCUUGAUCAUGGAACAAGGAAGAGUAGUCGAUUUCGAUACUCCUUCAAAGUUGUACAAUGACCCUCAGUCGAUCUUCAGAAAACUAUGUGAUAGAUCGUUAAGUGCCAGACACAGAUUGAACACUGUUUGA
Messenger RNA from Kwoniella botswanensis, 4173 nucleotides. RefSeq lists its product as uncharacterized. The record is from RefSeq and is a predicted model, not a curated record. The transcript is spliced from 32 exons. Gene Ontology annotation, cellular component: membrane. Bases 1 to 4173 code for a protein of 1390 amino acids. Gene Ontology annotation, biological process: transmembrane transport. Lineage: Eukaryota; Fungi; Basidiomycota; Tremellomycetes; Tremellales; Cryptococcaceae. Gene Ontology annotation, molecular function: ATP binding; ATP hydrolysis activity; ABC-type transporter activity.